AUGCGGGAGUUCCCAUGCGUCUACAUAAUAUUUGAUGCGCUUGACGAGUGUUCUGGGCGAACGGAGCUAAUGGACAUCCUGAAGACUAUGUCUGCCUGGCAGCUUGAGAAUACACAUAUGCUCCUAACGAGCCGCAAAGAACGAGAUAUACAGAGUUCUUUAGAGAUUUUCAUAUAUGAGCAGAGUCAUAUAUGCCUCCAGAGUGAACGAGUGGACAAAGAUAUACAGAAAUACGUACAGCAGCGACUAUCCAACGACAAGGACUUCAAUCGGUGGGAAAAAGACCCUACCGUGAGGCAGGAUAUCGAGACUACUCUGGUUAAAGGAGCGCAAGGAAUGUUUCGAUGGGCCGUCUGCCAGCUGGACACGUUGGCGAAAUGUCGCACUCGGGCAGCGCUACGGAGAGCGCUUGUAACGCUUCCACCAACGCUUGACAAGACAUAUGAUCGUAUUCUGUCCGCAAUCAGCGAAGAUGAUUCGCGGUAUGCCAUCACUAUUUUACGGUGGCUGACGUUUGCAGCUCGGCCGCUAUCACUGGGCGAAGUCGCUGAAAUCGUUGCGAUCAAUUUGGAUGAUGAAGCCACAUUCGAUCGUGAUGAGGUUCUCGAAGAUCCGUUGGAUGUGUUGAACAUCUGUUCUAGCAUGGUUACUAUAAGUACGGAGGAGAGCGAAACGCAAGGCCCAGCAAAACAGAUUGUAGUGCUUGCACAUUACUCAGUCAAAGAGUAUCUCAUAUCAGACAGAAUACAGAAAGGUUCCGCAGCUCACUACAGCAUGCAACUUGCUGUGUGCCAUGACGCUAUUGCGAGAAGCUGUCUUGGAUACCUCCUCCAGUUCCAAGGAGUCAAAAUGCUCAGCCACAAUAAUGCAAAAGAAUUCAGACUGGCAGAUUAUUCAGCCAUGUUCUGGAUAGAGCAUGUUCGAAUGACGAACGAGCAGACAGAAUGGUGCUCUCAAGAGGCGAUAAUCCUACUUUCAGAAAAGAGCGACGUGUAUGUGAACUGGCUUCGAAUUCAUACUCCAGGCAUGCCAUGGAAGGGCUCCAACUUCCAGAGGAGCCUACAAUCAAUGCCAUUACCUUUUUAUUAUGCAGGCCUGCUUGGCUUGAAACGGGUUGUAAAGUUGCUGCUCAACGCGGGCGCCGACGUUAACGCCCAGGGCGGAUUGUACGGCAACGCGCUACAAGCAGCUUCAGUAAAAGGCCAUGAGCAGAUAGUCAAGAUACUGCUCAACGCGGGCGCCGACGUUAACGCCCAGGGCGGAUUGUACGGCAACGCGCUACAAGCAGCUUCAGUAGAAGGACAUGAGCAGAUAGUCAAGAUACUGCUCAACGCGGGCGCUGACGUCAACGCCCAGGGUGGAUUAUACAGCAACGCGCUAUACACAGCUUCAGUAGAAGGACAUGAGCAGAUACUUCUAGUCUCAAAAAUCGAUAAUACGCAGCUCCAGGAUCCGUACAACCGGACUCUACUCUGGUGGGCUGCAGCCGGCGGCCAGUCUCAUACUACAAUAGUCCUUGUUAGCCAGUACCAUCACGACCUUCAGAUCACGGACAAGUUUGGGCGCUCGCCAUUGUGGAUUGCUACCAAAAAAAGUCACCGUGAAGUGCUGGAAUUCUUAUCGGAAGUGUUGCGGCUGACUUCCACUUUUAUCACUGCGAAUAUUGCUCAAAUGGAAAUUGGUGUGUUUGCGAAGACUGUUAGAAAAGAGGUGCUCAUUGUGCGGAGGAGACACAUACCUUAA
Molecule: messenger RNA, 1743 nt
Organism: Bipolaris zeicola 26-R-13
Lineage: Eukaryota; Fungi; Ascomycota; Dothideomycetes; Pleosporales; Pleosporaceae
Exons: 4
Coding region: 1-1743 (580 amino acids)
Molecular function (GO): protein binding
Source: RefSeq, a predicted model, not a curated record